AAGUAACAUUAUUUGAAAUUUGUUAAUGGAUUGUUUGGAUUAAAAAAUUUAUUUUGUAUGGGAUUUGGUUCCAAAAUUCACAUCCAAAAAAUGAAUAUUUUAAAAGUGAAUUUGGGAUUAAAAACUACAUUCGGAUAUGAAUGAGAGUUUUAAAAGUGAUAACUUAAAAGUACAAGUUUGUCCAUCCAAUUUGCAUCUGCAUAGAAAAAAAAUAUUAUGUUAUUCCACGUCUUGUUUUCCUCUACUUCUCUCUAUGAAUUUCUUGGCAAAAGCGAUUGAAUUCCAAAUGAGCAAUUGGCAAACAACCAUGGUAUACUGUUUGGUAUAAAUGAAUUUCAUAAGUUUUAAAGAAUUCAUUUUGAAAUGAAACAUUCUUAUGUUUGGUAUUUAAAAGAAUUCAUUUUCAAUUCUAAAUUUUGAAUUCUAUGGAAUUGAAACUAGUUAUAUCAAUUCUGAGAAAUUGAGAUGGAAUUUCCAAAUGAAUUCCACAAGUAUUUACUAAUUAUAAUAGAACGACAUAAUUAUCCUCUUUUAUUAACUAAAUUACUUAUACAUAUGACAUACCAAACACAGGAAUUCACUAGACAAUGAAUUCUACAUGACAAUUCAUUUUAUGUGUAAAGAUUUGAAUAUGGCAUACCAAACACAAUAUUUCAUUUGACAAUGAAUUCUACAUUGUUAAUCAUGCCUCAAGGGUGGAAUGAUACUCAUAUUGCACUCAUAUCAAAAGUUCAAUCCCCAGAAACGAUUUCCCACUUCAGACCUAUAAGUUGUUGCAACUAUAGGUACAAAAUUAUUUCAAAAAUUCUUGCUAGUAGGAUGAAAAAGUGGAUCCCGGGUUUGGUUUCUGAAAUGCAAGCUGCUUUUACGAGUGGACGUCUCAUUCAAGAUAACAUUAUUAUUGUCCAUGAGAUCCUACAUCAUUUUAAGAAUCAUCGACAUGGUGAUGGGACACGAUGAUGAAGUUGGAUAUGCGGAAGGCAUAUGGCUUAGUUGACUGGGAUUGCCUUGAUUCGAUUCUAAAAGCUUAUGGCUUCUCGGAGAAGUGGAGAGGAUGGAUCAAUGCGUGCAUAAGAACUGUGAAAUUUUCUAUCCUCCUAAAUGGAAGCCCAACGGAACCUUUCUUUCCUUCCAGAGGCAUUAGACAAGGUGACCCUAUUUCACCCUUCUUGUUUAUCCUAAUGUCUAUCUUGAUUGAUGAAGCAGUGGCAAAAGUUGACAUUCAUGGAAUUAAGCUUAAUCGAAAUUGCCCUAGAAUCUCCCACUGCUUAUUUGCGGAUGACACGGUGAUCUUUGGCAAAGCGAGUGUGCGUGAGGCAUAUCACAUCCAAAGCAUUCUGCGUCGGUAUAGUGAAGCUACUGGUCAGGAAAUUAAUGCCAACAAGUCUUCUAUUUUCUUCAGCAAGAAUACCCCUGAAGCCAUUAAGAUGUUGGUAACAAAUAAGUUUGGGUUUCCCCCUUCGGUCUGUCAUGACAAGUACCUCGGAGUCCCAUCUGAGAGGGGAAGAUCUAAGAAAGAGACGUUUAUGUUCUUACUUGAAAGGAUCGAGAAGAAAGGAGAAUCUUGGAAAAGCUUACUAUUGUCUCCUGGUGGUAAAGAAGUCCUCUUAAAAGUUGUUAUCCAAGCUAUCACAUCCUAUAUUAUGAGCGUAUUCCUUCUCUCGUUAUCCCUUGCUAAUAAGAUGGACUCUAUUCUUAAACGGUUCUUUUGGUCGGGAUCUAUGAAGAAGAAAUCUAUUCACUGGCGUGAUGCUCGUGUGUUAGAGAAACAAAAGAAGACGGAGUGUUGGGCUUCAAGAAUUUUCAUCUUUUCAAUUUGGCGCUUAUCGGGAAACAAGUAUGGCGAAUGUUGGAGAAUCCUAAUGCUCUUUGGGUUCGACUGCUUAAGGGUCUUUACUUUGUUGAUGGAGACUUGUACUCAGCUGUUAAGGGAAGGAGAGGGUCGUGGAUUUGGAAUGUUUUUUUUAUGCUAAGAAUGCCUUGAAGAUUGGACUAGUUAAGGGAAUUAUGUCAGGAGAAGGGACGAGUUUCCAUUGUGACCCUUGGCUACCUUCUUCCCCACCUUUCACCCUCACUAGCCUCAAUCUGGAACCAUCGCGUGUUUGUGAUUGGAUCUCUCCUACUGAUCGCACCUGGAAUGAGGAUGCACUCUGAGCCGUUGUUCUGAAGGAGACUGUUAUUGCAAUUAAGAGAGUGCUAAUCAGUCCAUCCACAGCUCAAGACAAGUGGUUUUAGAAAUUCACUACCACAGGAGCAUACAGUGUAAGAUCAGCCUAUCGAUCUUUACGUGAAGCUCGUGACAAUGUUCCUUUUUUUUUUGCAGGAAAUGGAGAUACUCGCCCGAACAAUCGAGAUUGGAAAUGGCUCUGGUUUAUUGGUCUUCCUCCAAAGCUUAGAUUCUUCAUUUGGAAGUGUGCCAAAAGCGCCAUUGCGACCCGGGCUCGACUUUUCUCUCACAUGUGUGCUCUUGAUUCUGCUUGCCCCAUUUGUGAGGAGUCGAAUGAGACAAUCAUGCAUGUUUUCUUCCACUGCCAUCAUGCGGUGAGCACAUGGGAAUCCUUUGGAGGACUUUCGUGCCCUCCUACUGCAAACAUGCUAUUCGCAGAGUGGUUUUUUUAACCUGAAAGAGAGUUGCUCGGAGGAGAUUAUUAAAAGGAUCGUUUGUUGCCUUUGAAAUAUCUGGAUUGCUCGGAAUAGUCUUAUCUUUGAGCAGAGGGCUAUUUCCCCGCCCACUACGGCUACCUUGGCUGAUCGUGAUUUCUUAAGCUUGGUCGAAGCCAGAAGUUUCUCCCGCGCUUCAUCUUCUUACCGGUCAGCGUUGGAGCCUCCUCAACCUAGGGGAUCCCGUUCACACCCCUCACCACCGCCUGGCACAAUUUUGAAGUUUGUGCACUGUGACGACUCUUUUGUUUCUGAUUCACAGGUGGCGGCUUAUGGGAUUACUAUUGCUAAUUCUCAUGGUUAGGUGUAUGACGACAAGGUUGAGAGAUUUCUUUGUUCCAAUCCGAUACAGUAGUGAUUCUGGCGGCUCAGGAUCCUUGCCCUAUAUCUAUCAAAUCUGAUUGUCAGGUUCUGGUAAAUGCGUUGAGGCAGAAUCCUGACUUGUGGUCGUGGCAAUGUCGGGCUAUCUUAGCUUUUAUCCUCCCCAUCCUCCUUUCGGCUCCCUGGGUGAGGGUGGAGUUUGUUCCUCGACGUCUCAACUCACUUGCCGAUUGGGUUGCACAUAAUGCUAGACUUGACCUUCUUCCGAGAGAUUGGGUUGUAAUUGCUGAUCUUGUUUCUCCACUUCUGUAACAAACUAUGUUUCCCCUUGUUCGAAUUGGAAUAAAGAUGCCACAUGUUGUCAAAAAAGAAUUCUACAUGGUAAUUCAUUUUACAAUUAAAUGAAUUCUCUAUUCAUUUGGUACCAAGCGGUCUGUAAACAUUAAAAUCCUAAAUUAGAAGAAUCAUAUGAAUAUACCUUAAAUCCAGGAAACCCCACUAGAAGAUCUUUUUGACGACGACAUAGUGGAGGUGGCGAAUAAUAGCGCGAAUAAUAAAAAUAACUUGUUGACGUCAACUUCUUUGUGUCGCCUGGAAUCAUAUUUCGGCACCGGGAGAUUCCCAUAACUUAUCAUAGAUCUAUGAUUGAAGCUCAUAACAAAUCGUUGAUUCCCCCACCCCCAUCUCUCUCAUUGUUAUUUGUUAACCAACUUCCCAACUCAAACAAAAUUCGUCUUCAUUAACAAGUGAAGCUCGACAAACAGUGGGAGGUAGAUGAGGAGAGAAAUAGAAUAUAGAGGAAUCGGUGGUGGCCUUAACGGAUGUUCAAUCCUUCCUCAACAAAAUGAAGCGAUUGCAACUUG
Linum trigynum is the source of this 3845-nucleotide messenger RNA. Lineage: Eukaryota; Viridiplantae; Streptophyta; Magnoliopsida; Malpighiales; Linaceae. The record is from the annotation of a GenBank genome assembly.